AAAAUGUGAAGGUUUGUCUUCUGAUUCUCAACCAGCCUUUGGACAGAGGUCACAUCCAUCAUCUGUGGAGCAGAGCUGUUCUGAGAGCGUGUGCCGAUGGAGGUGCUAAUCGCCUGUAUCACAUCACAGAAGGAAGCCAUGAAAGAUUUUUGCCUGAUUACAUCAGUGGAGAUUUCGACUCUAUUAGGCCUGAAGUAAAGGAAUAUUACAAGGGGCAGGGCUGUGAGAUCAUAGAAACGCCAGAUCAAGACUUAACGGAUUUCACCAAGUGCCUUCAAAUACUCCAGCAGAAGAUAGAGGAGAAAGGGCUGCAGAUUGACAUGAUUGUGACACUGGGUGGACUCGGAGGUCGCUUUGACCAAAUCAUGGCAUCUGUAGAGACUUUAUUUCAUGCCACAAAGAUAACCCCCUUUCCCAUCAUUGUUAUUCAGGAACACUCGCUGAUCUACCUACUUCAACCUGGAAAGCACAAACUUCACGUGAACACUGGUCUGGAGGGGAAAUGGUGCGGCCUCAUUCCCGUCGGGAGUGCUUGCAGUGACGUCACCACAACAGGACUAAAAUGGAACCUCAAGGAAAGCGUUCUGGAGUUUGGGACCCUGGUCAGCACGUCAAACACCUACGACGGAUCCGGCAUCGUGACGGUCGAGACGGACAAGCCUUUGCUGUGGACGAUGGGCAUCAAGGAGGGCGCGUAGGAGGC
Molecule: messenger RNA, 703 nt
Organism: Gekko japonicus
Lineage: Eukaryota; Metazoa; Chordata; Lepidosauria; Squamata; Gekkonidae
Gene: TPK1
Product: thiamin pyrophosphokinase 1
Exons: 7
Biological process (GO): thiamine metabolic process; thiamine diphosphate biosynthetic process
Molecular function (GO): thiamine binding; thiamine diphosphokinase activity; ATP binding
Source: RefSeq, a predicted model, not a curated record